CUUACAGUGACCGUGACCCUGGAUUCAUAUUGUGCCUGAGGCCACAGGGCCUCGUCGCCCAUUUGACCUUUUAAGUUCAUGAUGUUUAUGCCCCAGGCACUCAAUGGAGCACUGCUGCACAGACGGACCGAAAACUAACCAAACCCGGUUAGUAGUGUUGACUGGCUACCCCGAUCCCCUUGUCACACCUGAGGCAUUCCUCAAGUGGUUUUUUCUGCCCGGCCAAUCACCCCACCAUAUUGUUACAGCAGAAAAAGCCACAAAAAACCUACGAAAAGAAAACCUAAUCCUGUUCGGAUCUUGUAUAAAACACUCACUUGUUUUAGAAUCCAACCAAGAGCUAUAUCGCCUUAACUUGCUUUCAUUUCCUUUUCUUCAAUCUCUUCCCUUUUCUUUUUCAAGACAAUGUCCUCUAAUCCAGCGGAGGCUGCCCCUCCCACCUCUGCUACGAAUGCCGUCCUAGUUGCUUCGGAGCCCGUUCCUGAGGGGACUCAUCAGGUUCAGGGUGUGGACUUUGAGCAGUUUCAAGGUCGCGAUAUUACCGUCGCCGAGAUGGUGGAUAAUAUGAAAUACAUGGGCUUCCAAGGUACCGCAGUCGCCGAGGCUACACGCAUUAUGAACGAUAUGCGAGCCUAUCGUCAUCCGGAAUCGGGAGAGAAAACGACCAUCUUUCUUGGAUACACUUCAAAUCUAAUCUCAUCGGGCCUCCGGGACACCAUUCGCUACCUCGUUCGCCAUCGUCACGUUUCUGCAAUUGUCACCACGGCUGGUGGAGUAGAGGAGGAUUUGAUCAAGUGUUUGGCCCCUACGUAUAUGGGGUCCUUUACAGCUCCUGGCGCUGGGCUUCGUGCGAAAGGAUUAAACCGCAUUGGGAAUCUACUCGUCCCGAAUAGCAAUUACUGUGCCUUUGAGGAUUGGUUGAUUCCCAUUUUGGAUAAAAUGUUGGAGGAGCAAGAGGCUGCCAAAAAAAAGGCACAGCAGACCGGUGAUGAGGAAGAUGAGCUCCACUGGACGCCCAGCCGUAUCAUCGAACGGUUAGGCCGCGAGAUCAACCAUGAGGACUCCGUGCUUUACUGGGCUGCGCGCAACAACAUCCCCAUCUUUUGCCCCGCUCUAACCGAUGGCUCCCUGGGAGACAUGCUGUAUUUCCACACUUUCCGAUCCUCUCCACAACGACUGCGGGUGGAUAUCGUGGAUGAUGUUCGUCGCAUUAACACGAUGGCUGUCCGGGCCGCCCGCGCAGGGAUAAUUAUCCUCGGCGGUGGAGUGGUAAAGCACCAUAUUGCCAACGCGUGCCUCAUGCGGAAUGGGGCAGAGCAUGCGGUCUAUGUAAAUACGGCCCAGGAGUUCGAUGGAAGCGAUGCUGGAGCUCGUCCGGACGAGGCUGUCAGCUGGGGAAAGAUCAAAGCGGACGCCAAGGCAGUCAAGGUGUACGCGGAGGCCACCGUAGUCUUCCCAAUGAUGGUUGCAGCCUCAUUUGCCCGGGCCGACCAGUCUCCUGCAAAGUCAGCUGACCAGGCUCAGAACUAGGGAAAGAGUCAUUUUUUUUACGGUGGCUGGCGGGGUAAGCUACGGACACAGGACCGUGCGAUGAUUAGACGAGUAUCACGCCAGAAGCCCGCUCGGAGACGGAUCCUGAUCCUCUAACUCUAUGCAAUGUCUCGAGGUGUGUUGAGAAGUCCCUUGCGGGUACACUGCCUGCUUCUCGAAUCAGACACUCCAUUCGGGCUCCAGAAGUGGCGGGCACACAACCCCACUAGAU
Aspergillus pseudotamarii is the source of this 1762-nucleotide messenger RNA. RefSeq names its product deoxyhypusine synthase. The record is from RefSeq and is a predicted model, not a curated record. The transcript is spliced from 2 exons. Gene Ontology annotation, cellular component: cytoplasm. Bases 406 to 1530 code for a protein of 374 amino acids. Gene Ontology annotation, molecular function: deoxyhypusine synthase activity. Gene Ontology annotation, biological process: peptidyl-hypusine biosynthetic process. NCBI's taxonomy places the organism in Eukaryota, Fungi, Ascomycota, Eurotiomycetes, Eurotiales, Aspergillaceae.